Molecule: messenger RNA, 2687 nt
Organism: Callorhinchus milii (elephant shark)
Lineage: Eukaryota; Metazoa; Chordata; Chondrichthyes; Chimaeriformes; Callorhinchidae
Gene: ampd1
Product: adenosine monophosphate deaminase 1 (isoform M)
Exons: 15
Coding region: 104-2320 (738 amino acids)
Biological process (GO): IMP salvage; AMP metabolic process
Cellular component (GO): cytosol
Molecular function (GO): AMP deaminase activity
Source: RefSeq, a predicted model, not a curated record
GGGGAUCGGACUUGAUUCAGCAGUGAUUAAACAGCAAGGCACUCUGUCGUAGCCUCAGUCGCCUGUUGCUCAUCACUCUGGGAGCUUGCAGACCACAGCCACCAUGUUGAAAGUCCAAACAACAGAGACCGAUGAACAGACCCGUAUCUUGGCUGAGAAGGUUUUUGCCCACGACGCUAAAGAUGAAGACAGCAGAGAUGAGAUCUCGCCCUUCGAUGUGCCGGUCGACUGUCCCAUCGGGGAGAUUGAGAUGGUGCAGCACCAACUGCACAAAGAGACCAAGGAAACUGUUGAGAACAGGAAGAAAAGGAUGCAGCGAGGACCCAUCGCAGUAACCCUCCCUAACAUUGAGGAAGUUAAAGACAGCGAACCCAUUGAGUCAGCAACCAAAGUACAGCACGUCCAGUACCACAAUGUUCCUGAUUUUCAGAGAGUUGCUAUCACUGGAGACUACACAUCAGGGGUGACUGUGGAAGAUUUCGAGCUGGCCUGUAAGGGGCUGCACAAAGCUCUGACCAUUCGGGAGAAAUACAUGCAUUUGUCAUUCCAACGAUUCCCCAGAACCACCGCCCAUUACCUGCGGACUAUAGAGAACAAACGAUGGGUGCUGGAGGCUGAGAUGCACCCUACAUUUACUCCUCCUGUGAAGGAUGGCGAGGAUCCCUUCAGCUCCCAGGACCUGCCUGAGAACCUUAGCUACUCAUGUGAGAUGAAAGACGGGGUGGUUUUUGUGAGAGCAAAGAAGGAUUCAGCCAAAAAAAUCAAAGACCUGCCCUUCCCAGACUUACCCACUUUCAUAGACGACAUGAACUUCUUAAUCGCAUUGAUCGCACAGGGUCCCGUGAAGACAUACACACAUCGACGCUUGAAGUUUCUCCGCUCAAAGUUCAACCUGCAUGAGAUGCUGAAUGAAAUAGAGGAGUUGAGGGAGCAGAAGAUUAACCCUCAUAGAGACUUCUAUAAUGUCAGGAAGGUUGAUACUCACAUCCACGCAGCAGCUUGCAUGAGCCAGAAACACCUUCUGCGGUUUAUAAAGUCGUCUGCGCGAAAAGACACCGAUCGUCUGGUCUUCAAUUCCAAGGGCCAGAAGCUAACUCUGAAGGAGCUCUUUGAAAAGCUGAACCUUCACCCCUAUAAUCUGACUGUUGAUUCCCUGGAUGUGCACGCUGGUCGCCAGACCUUCCAGCGCUUUGACAAGUUCAAUGCCAAGUACAACCCAGUGGGUGCGAGUGAGCUGAGAGAUCUUUACCUGAAGACUGAAAACUGCAUCAACGGGGAAUACUUUGCUCGUAUUAUCAAGGAGGUGGCUUCAGAUCUUCAGGAAGGGUUAUACCAGCACGCAGAGCCCCGUCUGUCCAUUUAUGGCCGGAGUCCUGAAGAGUGGCCAAAACUGGCAAACUGGUUCAUUGAACAAAGAGUCUUCUCUCCCAACAUGAAGUGGAUGAUUCAGAUCCCCAGGAUCUAUGAUAUUUUCAGAGGCCAAAAUUUCAUCCCACACUUCGGGAAAAUGCUGGAAAGCAUAUUUGUGCCAAUCGUCAAAGCAACACUUCAACCCCGAGAUCACGUGGAGCUCAGUGUUUUCCUCAAACAUAUCACUGGCUUUGACAGUGUGGAUGAUGAAUCCAAGCACAGUGGCCACAUGUUCUGUACUAAGAGCCCAACACCUGAGCAAUGGACCCAGCCGAAGAACCCGUCCUACUCCUAUUACCUCUACUACAUGUAUGCCAACAUCAUGGUCAUCAACAAUCUUCGAAGGGAAAGGGGGAUGAACACGUUUCUGUUCCGUCCGCACUGUGGUGAGGCAGGAGCCGUGACACAUCUCCUGACGGCAUUCAUGACUGCGGACAACAUCUCGCACGGACUCAAUCUGAAAAAGAGCCCUGUCCUGCAGUACCUGUACUUCCUGACCCAGAUCCCAAUCGCCAUGUCUCCCCUCAGCAACAACAGCCUGUUCCUGGAGUACGCCAAGAAUCCACUCCUGGAGUACAUGCAGAAAGGGCUGAUGGUCUCACUCUCCACUGAUGACCCCAUGCAGUUCCAUUACACCAAGGAACCUCUGAUGGAGGAGUAUGCCAUCGCAGCCCAGGUCUUCAAGCUGAGCACCUGUGACAUGUGUGAGAUCGCCCGAAACAGCGUCCUGCAGAGUGGCUUCUCUGAGCAGGAGAAGAUCAAAUUCCUGGGACCUAACUACCGUAAGGAGGGCCCGGAAGGUAACAGCAUUCAGAAGACAAACGUGUCUCAGAUUCGGAUGGCUUACCGCUAUGAAACCCUCUGCUAUGAACUGAACCUGAUCAUGGAAGGCUUAAAAGUCUCUGAGUAAGAGUAUUGGCACUUCACAUUCCAUCCACUGGAACCUGUGGGAUUAUGAGUCGAUCACCUGCCAUUACUGAAUAAUGUUGGAAAAUCCUCCUGCGGUACGAUCUCCCAGCUUCAUUAGCUCCUGUAAUCUCCAGCCCACGUUCACUUUGAUAGCUCCAGGUUUCCUGGGACCCAACACAUGAUUGAUCAAACACCUGAACAUAAGAACAUAAGAAUUGUUGGGCAAAAAAAGACCAAGAUCCAUCCAGUUCACCUCCCACCAUUCUGACAGUUGCAUGCAUGUCGCAAACUAUAUUCUGUAUCCCCAUAUAUUACUUUCUAGCAGAAAUCUAUCCAAUUUGUUCUUGAAAACUUUCUGCUUCCACCGU